Molecule: messenger RNA, 1735 nt
Organism: Ipomoea triloba (trilobed morning glory)
Lineage: Eukaryota; Viridiplantae; Streptophyta; Magnoliopsida; Solanales; Convolvulaceae
Product: protein ALP1-like
Exons: 1
Coding region: 48-1358 (436 amino acids)
Source: RefSeq, a predicted model, not a curated record
CGAAAAACAACAAAAGUAAAGACAUUGACAGAGGUCAGAGGGAACCUAUGGAUUCUCAGCAGCGGCGGCGGCGCCGUCGCCGUUUGGCGGCGCUGAUUUCUUCGUUGGUCGCUGAAAUCCUCUCUCUCCUCCUCCUCCUUUUCCCUCCUUCUUCUAACCCUCUUUCAAUUUCAAACGGCGGGGUUGGGGUUCCAGUUUCCGAUCAACACGACGUCGUCCUCCCUCUCCUCCUCCAUUUUCUCUCCACCUCCGAAAUUGCCGCCACGCUGUCCCUCCAUUCCAAGAAACGCAAGUUUUCGGGGCCCGAUUUGGACGACCCGGAACCGACGCUGAGUCAACUCGUCCGAGUGGAAUCGGUGAAGCGGCGGAACCCGGACUCGUUUAAGCAGUUUUUCAACAUGAAUUCCUCCACCUUCGAGUGGCUGUGUGGGCUCUUAGAGCCGCUCCUGGAGUGCCGCGACCCAGUUGACUCGCCUCUCAACCUCGCCGCCGAGACCCGGCUCGGAAUCGGGCUCUUCCGCCUCGCCAGCGGCGCCGAUUUCCGGGAAAUCGCUAACCAAUUCCGCGUCUCCGUCUCCGCAUCCAAAUUUUGCGUCAAGCAGCUCUGCCGGGUCCUCUGCACCAAUUUCCGAUUCUGGGUCGGGUUCCCCAGCCCGAACGAGCUCCAAUCCGUGUCAACUCAGUUCCAAACCCUCACCGGAAUGUCCAAUUGCUGCGGAGUUAUCCAAUGCGCCAGGUUCAACAUCAGAAGAAACAAUAAAGAAGACACCAUAGCAGCUCAAAUCGUUGUGGACUCAUCCUCGAGAAUUCUAAGCAUCAUAGCGGGCUUUCGCGGCCAAAAGGGGGAUACCCAGAUCCUAAAGUCUUCAACUUUAUACAAGGAUAUAGAAAAGGGGGCAUUAUUGAAUUCGCCGCCGAUGUAUAUAAACGGAGUGGCUAUACCCCAGUAUUUUGCCGGUGAAGGAUCCUACCCUUUACUCCCAUGGCUAAUGCUACCUUUCCCUUGCAGUGUCCCCGGGUCGAAUGAGGGGAAUUUCAACAAUGCGCUUCGAAUUAUGCUCUUAUCAGCCCUUAAAGCCAUUGCAAGCUUGAGGAAUUGGGGUGUCUUGAACAGGUCAAUUGAGGCAGAGGAUAAGAUUGCAGUUGCAUAUAUUGGUGCUUGCUCAAUUUUGCAUAAUAUGCUACUUAUGAGGGAGGAUUUCUCAGCGUUUAUUGACGGGCGGGACGAGCAUUCUUUGCAGUAUUGUCAGAGCUCUCAGUUUCCUGAACAGACUUCUCCUCAGAAGAUGGCAUUGGCAUCUGCUAUAAGAGCUGCAUUGGCCACAAAAGUUAGUGAACAACACUCGAGGCCGCAAUGAGAAAAGGGAUUCAACAAUUUUGAGGACUGCAAAUCAUAUCUUUCUCAUUUUAGACUAUCCUGCAAGCAUUUCUUUGUUUCGAUUCACUUAGGGAGCUGAUAUUAUUCAUCUUUUUUCUGGAUUUUACACUCAUGACCAUAGUUCCUAGUUUUCACAUUAACAUCUGAAUAUGAUAACAGAGCCACUCUGAUGUGCUAGUUGUCUUCAUAGUAGUGGGAAUUGCAAUUAUACCCAGUACAGAUUUGAAAUAGAAAUUUUAUUUACAUAUUUGCAAGUUGUACUCAUUGUUCUAACUCUAGUUCAUUACUGCAAUUUGUUUUCUCGGAAUUCUACUGCAAUGUUCCACUUGUUCUAUCAAGUAUCCUAUUUUGCUGAUU